Molecule: messenger RNA, 1589 nt
Organism: Hydra vulgaris (swiftwater hydra)
Lineage: Eukaryota; Metazoa; Cnidaria; Hydrozoa; Anthoathecata; Hydridae
Product: acetyl-CoA acetyltransferase, cytosolic
Biological process (GO): fatty acid beta-oxidation
Cellular component (GO): mitochondrion
Molecular function (GO): acetyl-CoA C-acetyltransferase activity
Source: RefSeq, a predicted model, not a curated record
UAAUUUAAAGAUGUUUUUCAUUAAGUUCAAUUUUAAUGAGUUCUAUGUACAAAGAAAACGAUGUUGUAAUCGUGGCUGCUUUUCGCACUCCUGUAGGAAAAUAUAAAAAAGCAUUUGCGAACUUGCAAGCUUAUGAAUUAGGAGCUGUCUUAAUAAAAAAAAUCAUUGAAUUUUGUGACUUAAAUCCUCAUGAAGUAUCAGAAGUUAUAAUUGGUCAAGUUUAUACAGCAGGUCAAGGACAAAAUCCAGCUAGACGAUCAUCUGUUAAUGCUGGUCUACCUUACUCUGUCCCAUCGUCUUUGGUUAACUGUCUUUGUGGAUCUGGCUUAAAAGCUGUUGUUAAUGCCUACCAAGCUAUAAAAAAUGAUACAUCUCUCCUGAUAAUUGCUGGUGGGCAAGAAAGCAUGUCAAAUGUUCCUCACUAUGUAAAUGUUAUCCAAGGUAAUAAAAUUGAAGAUUGCCCUAAAAUAAAUGGUUUAGUCCAUGAUGGGUUGAGUGAUGCUUUUUACGGAUAUCAUAUGGGAAUCACAGCUGAAAAUAUUGCAAAACAGUGGAAUAUUUCAAGAGAAGAUCAGGACAAGUUUGCAUUGGAUAGCCAACAAAAAAUUUCUAUCGCUUUAGAAGAAGGUCAUUUUAAAGCUGAAAUAGUUCCAGUGACUGUCAAGACAGAGAAAGAUUUAAUGCAGAUAACAAAGGAUGAGUUUCCAACACCUUCAACUAGUCUGGCUGGUUUAUGUAAACUUAAACCAGCCUUUUUAAAUGAUGGUAGUGGGACAGUUACUGCUGGUAAUUCUUCUGGUAUCAAUGAUGGAGCUGCUAUGAUGCUUAUAUGCAGUAUGGAGAAAACAAAGGAGUUGAAAGUAUGUGCACCAUUGGCUAGAAUUGUAGCUUGGGCUCAAACUGGUGUUGAGCCAUCUAUUAUGGGUAUUGCUCCAGUUUUUGCUGUACAAAAAGCGCUUCAAAAUGCUUGUUGGACUCUUGAAGAGGUGGAUUUAUUCGAGUUAAAUGAAGCAUUUGCUGCUCAAUCAAUCGCUGUAAUUCGAGAGUUAGGCAUCCCAAUGCAUAAGGUUAAUGUUUGCGGUGGAGCAAUAGGUAUUGGUCAUCCAAUAGGUGCUUCUGGUGCAAGAAUAUUAGUUACAUUAUUACAUUCAAUGGUGCGAUUAAAGAAACAAAAAGGUGUGGUCUCUUUAUGCAUCGGUGGAGGAAUGGGAAUAGCCAUGUGCGUUGAAAGACUUAUACACUAAUUCCUUUUUGUAUUUCUGAGUUUUUUUGAAUUUUUAAGACUUCAACAUGUAUAAGAUUCUCUCUAUUCUCAUGAUUGACAAUUUGAUAAUUCGCAUAUUUUUAAAAUCACAGUAAGUAAAUCAUAUUUUUAAAAUCACAGUAAGUAAAUCAUAUUUUUAAAAUCACAGUGAGUAAAUCAUAAUUUUAAAAUCACAGUGAGUAAAAAUAAACUAAAGAGUAAAGUAUACUUUCGGUUUUUAAUUUGGUUUUUUUAAAUGGUAUGUUUUAAAAAAAAUCUGCAAAGGUUUUAGCUGCUUUACUUUUGUAAAAAUGUGGUCAGUUCAAGAACGAUAGCUUAAACUAAA